CUUUUAGUUUAACGUUGUUGCUAUAAAGGCAGAAGCGAAACGUCCUCGUGGCAGUAGUAUUGCCCCUGCGUGGCCGGCUCGACUAAGUGCCCCCUAGUUUCCGCAUAAAGGAGACCGAACUUUCUCGAUCUUUCCACGUUUACGGAGAACUUUCAUCAGCGGUUUCUGCACUGAAUUACGGCUGCCUUAUCUCACUACAGGAUGUCCUACUAUGAUGCAGAAAUGGGAGGGCUUGGCAGCUCUUAUAAUGGAGCAGCCGCCUUCUCAGAAAAAGCGGUCCGCCAUGGGUUCAUUCGCAAGGUGUACGGAAUCCUCAUGGUGCAGCUGGCCAUCACAGCAGCAUUCAUUGCACUCUUCAUAUUUGAGCCAAACGUGCAACUAUAUUCACGACAGCACCCAGCACUCUACAUAUCUGCCAUGGUCAUAACAUUUGUGCUCAUGAUCGUGCUUGCCUGCUGUGACAGUGUUCGUCGUGCGUUCCCUGUCAACUUGGUUCUGCUCUUGUUAUUUACUGUUUGUGAAGGUGUUCUGCUUGGCACGGUCUCAAGUUUCUACGAAGUGAAAGAAGUGAUGAUUGCUGUGGGAAUCUGCACUGUUGUAUGCCUCGGGCUGACCCUGUUUGCUUUCCAAACAAAGUGGGACUUCACUGCAAUGUCUGGCAUCCUGUUCGUGUGCGCCUUGGUCUUCAUGUGCUUCGGCUUUGCCCUGAUCUUCAUCAAAGGAGAUAUUGUGCGCCUGGUUUAUGCAUGCAUUGGAGCCCUCCUCUUUUCUGUGUACCUAGUUUUUGACACUCAGCUGAUGCUCGGUGGCAACCACAAGUAUUCCGUGUCACCGGAGGAGUACAUCUUUGCAGCACUGAGUCUCUACGUGGAUGUCAUCAACCUCUUCCUCAUGAUCCUGCAAAUCGUUGGUUAUGCCAGCAGAGACUGAACAUCUGUACCUCAUCUUUGACACGCAGCUUAUGAUUGGGGGGCGGCACAAGUACUCCAUCACGCCCGAAGAGUACAUAUUUGCAGCCCUGACACUCUACAUGGAUGUCAUCACACUCUUCCUCUACAUCCUGGAAAUUGUGAGCCGUGCCAGCGGUGACAGGCGGGGUUCCUCCAGCUAUGUCUGACAUCAUUUUUGUUGUCUCCUGCCUUGUCGGCUUUCUUCGUUACAUUCCUGUGCCGAGCGAGUGGCUGCGACAUCUGAUGGUGCAAAACUGCGCACAAUGCCUGUUUUUCUUUUACAUUCGCGGGAAAGUACCACCUUUUUCUUUCUUUCGUCUUCUUUGUCUUUUUAGCUGUUAACCAUCUCUCAUCUUUGUCCUUCUACCCACACAAACGUGUACAGGUGGCAUGAUGUACAGUGCAGAGAUUUGGUAUGUAACUGUACAGUGGCACAAGUUGAGCCGGCGAGUGGAACGCAGACCUUGCCUUUUCCUUGGACAAAUAAAGCCUGUCUUUUAAAUGUUUAGCCUAAUGAUGGUGCAGAAGCAGGGCGAAUGUGAACUCAAGAAUAAUUAUGGUCCUACUGUUGACAUGAAUACGCAACAACACCAGAACCAGCAAGCUGUGUUGAAUAAGUCUUUAAGCGUUUUUACGUCCUGUUUUGUUGCGCUUGUUCUGGUAGGCCUACCCAUGUUGUUGCACAGCAGAAAGAAAAUGCGGACCUCUUUUCACAGCUGUUUUAUUUAAGGCAGUCAUGUCGUCAAGUGCUAAUGUUUGCCAAGAUGUCCACAAUGUUGUUGGUCUUGUCGCCAUUUCAUAAGUUUUUAGGAUCCAAGCCAUUUGGCUUGCUCCGUUAUGCUGUUUCAUUGCAACCAUGAGCAUAGCUUUCCUGAUGCAUGGCUUAAUAUUUAUAAUGUCCAUGUGAAACUUGGCCUUUUCACUUUUGCAUUAUGCUAAUGUGGCUUGUAAACAGCAAGUUUGCUUAAGAUUUCUGCUGGAGUUAUAGUUCCUGACUAUCUCAGAUGUGUUCAGUGUGACAGGUGAAACUUCAUGUGAAUAAAGCAAGUAUGUAAUAAUAUGAACCAUUCUAGCUCUCGUGCAGAAAGGCUUGUAGUUUUCAACUGCAUCAGGUGUUGGCAAAAUAUAGCCAUUCUGUUUCUGCAUAUCAUGUUUGCCAUUUGGCUUUAAUUAUACUGCACGGCUAGCUGAACUACAGUGCAAAGAUAGCUGUCAAAGUUAUAACAAAAUGCCACUGCUGUACUAGUAAUAAAGGGACGCCAAGAAGAAUUGGGCCAUAUCUGUAAAGUACAUUUUGUGAACUGUGAACAAUUCAUUCUUCCCUUAAGUGAAGGCCGAGUCUACCUGAAAAAGACUCAAAAAGGAAAUAGGAAUGGCAGCACAACAUUGAAAGUCUGACGUCAGCUCUAUGUGACAUCAUAAGCUUUGAGAGCAUCUGCUUGUGCCCCAUUGUUGCUAAAAAAAAAACAAUUGAAUUGCUUUUGGGAAGAGGCUGAGACUGACAUCUGCAUUAAAAGGGCUUGAAUGUGCAAAAAAAAAAAAAGAAAAUUGCUAUUUCCAUGACACUGCAAUGAUUUCAUCACAAUCGCGACUUGGGCGCAAGGUCUUUAGGAAGGAAAGUUGGGCCAUUUCUCCUUAGUUUCCCUUGUUUCAAAUAAUUUUCUUUUUCUGUCCAAGAAAUGCUGAUAGUUUUGAAUGAGUAAUCCAUCCAUCUAAACUAUUUUACCAAUUCUGUUUAGUGUUCAUUUAAGAUAAGUCUCAUCACAUGCUUGGCAAGUGAAUUUGUUAACGUAGAGUCUUUCUUGGAUCCACACCCGAGGAUGCAGCAGCGUGGCCCAUGGUGUCACCUUUGGCGUUGACCUAUCUGGGCCAUUGGGUUAUUGUGUGAAACCUGCUAUGUAUAUCGAUCAAACAUAACGGCUUUGUAAUGUAUGUUAGAAAAGCUACUGACUGUCAGUCAGCUUUUUUUGUAUAGAAAGAGAAAUGUUUAUUGUAUAUUGCUUGGUUUCUUAUUGAACACUACCGUCAAUCAGUGAAAUGAUGUAACAAUCCAUCAAAAAUCGCUUUGAAGUUGGUAGAUUUUUAUACAAGGUGCUUUCUGUAGCGCCAGGUCAGCAAUAAGCAUAAUGUUGCAACUUUUCAUUAUUUAUGUUUGAUAAUUCAAUGCUGUAAAUUUUUGAAAGUGUGAUGUUUGAUAUUUGCAGCGAUUAAAUUCUCUAUUUAAAUGGUUAACGGCUGAGCUUUAUGUAGAAGUAAGCUGUUUGCUAAAUGGGUCUCAUACAUUUCUUUGAGUCUCUGUGCUUUUUUUCAUACCUACACACAGUCUUUGGCAUAAGUUUAGCAUGUUCAGUCUCUGUUCUUGUUUCUCUGCCUGCCUGCAAAAGGAACUGGCCUACACAGAGAUUUUCUUUCUUUAGCUUACACUUUUGUUUAUUCAAGGUAAGGCUAGUUCACAAGUUACUGAGGCUAAUUGUCUAGUCACCCAUUUUUGUAUGCAUGCCUGGUGACCUAGUAUAGUAAUAUCGGAGAUGCCACAAGAUGACUAUUUACCAGAUCCGUGUGAGUAAUGCAUUUCUUUUGUAUUGCCAUUUAAAAUGAGCUCCUAGCUGUUUGUUGCAACGUUUGCACCUUAAUGCGCCAUGCCCAAGCAACAGGAAAGUUCCGUUGCACAUCAGAUCUUGUGCAUACCUACUACUUACUUGGUGCUUGUUCUCUCGUGACAAGCGUUGAACAGACAGCGGUGUGAUAUAGCCAGGUUGCUUACACGUAUGUCAAUCUAGCCCAGAUUGCAUUCACAAUUAUUUCGUGGUCCCAUGUGUGUCCCGUGUACAUAUAUUUUUCCUGGAUAUAGUGUAUAUGCACUUUCUCGCGCUGGCAGCUGGUAGAUCAAUACAGUCCACUUGCAACUAACCGUUUGUGAUCCCAGCUCCGUUGUACACAGCUGUAGCUCAGUCGGUGUAUAGUGUUGCUGGCAAAUAAAGAUUCUACUUUAACUGUUGA
Molecule: messenger RNA, 3950 nt
Organism: Dermacentor andersoni
Lineage: Eukaryota; Metazoa; Arthropoda; Arachnida; Ixodida; Ixodidae
Product: protein lifeguard 1-like
Cellular component (GO): membrane
Source: RefSeq, a predicted model, not a curated record